AUGCAUCCCCUCAGUCUGCACCUGUCCCCUGAUGGUUUCCCUGUGUUUCCUUUCAAGGUGCUGGGUCGGGAGGUGUACACCUCCAACAACCAGCUGGGCGGGAUCCAGAUCAUGCACAACAACGGGGUGACCCACGGCACCGUGUGCGACGAUUUUGAAGGAGUCUACACUAUUCUGCUGUGGCUUUCCUACAUGCCCAAGAGCGUAUACAGCCCUGUUCCUAUCCUCAAGGUCAAGGAUCCUAUAGACAGAACCAUAGACUUUGUUCCUACCAAGACUCCCUAUGAUCCUCGCUGGAUGCUGGCUGGACGCCCAAAUCCAAGUCAGAAAGGACAAUGGCAGAGUGGUUUCUUCGACAGUGGCUCAUUCCUGGAGAUCAUGCAGCCCUGGGCACAGACAGUUGUGGUUGGCAGAGCAAGGCUGGGAGGAAUACCUGUAGGAGUAGUUGCCGUAGAAACCAGAACAGUGGAGCUGAGCAUCCCUGCUGAUCCCGCGAACCUGGACUCGGAGGCCAAGAUAAUCCAGCAGGCUGGUCAGGUGUGGUUCCCUGACUCUGCCUAUAAGACAGCCCAGGCCAUCAACGACUUCAACAGGGAGGGGCUGCCUCUGAUGGUCUUUGCCAACUGGAGAGGCUUCUCUGGUGGCAUGAAAGACAUGUACGACCAGGUGCUGAAGUUUGGUGCCUACAUCGUGGACGGCCUGCGGGAGUACAGGCAGCCCGUGCUCAUCUACAUCCCACCGCAGGCAGAGCUCAGGGGCGGCUCCUGGGCCGUCAUCGACCCCACCAUCAACCCCCGGCACAUGGAGAUGUAUGCGGACCGUGAGAGCAGAGGAGGAAUCCUGGAGCCAGAGGGGACGGUGGAAAUCAAGUUCCGCAGGAAGGACCUGGUGAAGACAAUGAGGAGAGUGGACCCCGUCUACAUGCGGCUGGCGGAGCGGCUGGGUACCCCCGAGCUGAGCGCUGCCGACCGAAAAGACCUGGAGAGCAAGCUGAAGGAGCGGGAGGAAUUCCUGAUUCCCAUUUACCACCAGGUGGCCAUGCAGUUUGCUGAUCUGCACGACACACCCGGCCGCAUGCAGGAGAAGGGUGCCAUCACGGAUAUUCUAGACUGGAAAACUUCUCGUACCUUCUUCUACUGGAGGCUGAGGCGUCUUCUUCUGGAAGAUGUGGUCAAAAAGAAGAUCCAUGAUGCCAACCCUGAGCUGACCGAUGGGCAGAUCCAGGCCAUGCUGCGACGCUGGUUUGUGGAAGUGGAAGGGACAGUAAAGGCAUACCUGUGGGACAGCAAUAAGGACCUGGUGGAGUGGCUGGAGAAGCAGCUGAUGGAGGAGGAAGGGGUUCGCUCGGUUGUGGAUGAGAACAUCAAGUACAUCUCCAGGGACUACAUCCUGAAGCAGAUCCGCAGCCUGGUCCAGGCCAAUCCGGAGGUUGCCAUGGAUUCGAUCGUGCACAUGACCCAGCAUAUAUCACCCACCCAGCGAGCGGAGAUCGUGCGGAUCCUCUCCACAAUGGACUCGCCUUCUUCAACGUAAGAGCAUCGAUUUCCUGUACUCCCCCCUGCUCGGUACAGUGGAGGGGAAAAAAAAAAAA
This is a messenger RNA of Meleagris gallopavo (turkey), 1591 nucleotides long. Lineage: Eukaryota; Metazoa; Chordata; Aves; Galliformes; Phasianidae. The record is from RefSeq and is a predicted model, not a curated record.